This is a messenger RNA of Morus notabilis, 3235 nucleotides long. RefSeq names its product formin-like protein 13. NCBI's taxonomy places the organism in Eukaryota, Viridiplantae, Streptophyta, Magnoliopsida, Rosales, Moraceae. The transcript has 16 exons. The record is from RefSeq and is a predicted model, not a curated record. Bases 23 to 3193 code for a protein of 1056 amino acids.
CUACAAGGUUUACGUUGGUAACAUGUUUAGUCAACUUCGAGAUCACUUCCCAGAUGCUUCGAUCUUAGUGUUCAAUUUUCGGGAAGGAGAAGGGCAGAGCCAGAUGGCUAAAAUCUUGUCCGAGUAUGACAUGACCAUAAUGGACUACCCUAGGCACUUCGAGGGUGUUCCAGUGCUUAAAAUGGAGGUGAUCCACCACUUUCUGAGGUCAUGCGAGAGUUGGCUCUUGCUUGGGCAUCAAAACGUGCUGUUGAUUCAUUGUGAACGUGGCGGUUGGCCUGUUCUGGCCUUCAUGCUGGCUGCACUCUUGCUUUACAGGAAGCAGUACAUUGGGGAACAGAGGACAUUGGACAUGGUCUACAAGCAGGCUCCUUGGGAGCUUUUGCAUUUGCUGUCGCCAUUGAAUCCAGUUCCUUCUCAACUUCGGUAUCUGCAGUAUGUCUCGAGGAGGAGUGUAGUGUCAGAAUGGCCUCCAGUCAAUAGGGAACUUGUGUUGGACUGCAUCAUUCUUAGGUUCAUUCCAGAUUUUGAUCGUUAUGGAGGGUGCCGUCCUAUAUUUCGGAUAUAUGGACAAGACUCAGUCGCUGGUGCAGACCAAGCUACUAAAGUAUUGUAUUCUACUCCAAAAAGAAAUAGACUCAUCCGGGCUUACAAGCAGCAAGAAAGUGAAAUCAUAAAGAUUGACAUCAAUUGCCGUGUUCAAGGUGAUAUUGUGGUUGAGUGCAUUAGCUUGCAUGAUGACAUGGAGCGGGAAGAGAUGAUGUUUCGAUUCAUGUUCAAUACAGCUUUUAUUAGGUCCAAUAUUUUGAUACUUAAUCGCGAUGAGAUUGACGUGUUAUGGAAUUCUAAAGAUCAGUUUCCAAAGGACUUCAGAGCUGAGAUUCUUUUCUCCAAGAUGGAUGCCACAACUUCUGUUGUUGUGCGUAGUAUUUCAUGCUUCGAGGAAAAGGAGGGCCUUCCAGAAGAAGCAUUUUCAAAAGUCCAAGAGAUCUUUAGCAAUGUGGACUGGUUAGAUAUCAAGAGUGAUGCUACCCUGAAUGUGGUCCAACAGAUGGGCGCACCCAACAUUGUCCAUGAUAAGUCUGGUACUGAUUCUCCAAAGAACACUGAAGCUGAAUUAUUGAAGUUGCGGGAUAUAAGUCCAAAAGAGAAUCAACCGAAACAGAAACCUGCGAAAUUGGAGAAUAACAGUAAGAGAUUCAUCGCUUCAAUUAAGAUUGAUCUUUUGCCUUGUUCACCUAAGCAAUCCACAAUUAUUGAUGCGAGUAAAAAGGAGGCAAAGCCCCAGAAAGAGUUACCGGCAUCAGUGGCAACAAAUCAAAGUUUACAUCCUCAAGUUGGCAAUAUAAAGCCUUCAGAGAAAGACAAUGGCUUACCCAAAAGUAUGGAAGUCAGUCAUCAAAUGAAUGCAUCUCUAGCACUCUCCUUGGCCAUUUCACCUGUAUCUAAAUCCGUGGAAUCAAAAAGUGAUUCCUUUGCACCAUUGACACCGCUACAACCUGAUUUGAUACGGCCUGACGUGGUUUCCAAUACUAUAGAAACUCUUCCUUCACAACCACCUCCACCACCACCAUUGCCAUCUUAUCACUUUUCAACUUCAAAAUUAGAAAAUUCCUCAACUACUGAAGAGAUUUCAACAGUUUUACAGAACGGAACUCAGGGAUCUAUAGCUAGCCCCAUAUGUGUUCCUGGAACUCAAAUUUCGAGUACAAUUUCUAGAAAUAAGCUGCCUAUGGAUAAUGAAAAUUCUUUGUCAAUUCAGUCUAGUCAAACUCCAUUUGCAAUGCCUCCACCACCACCAACCCCUACUCCUCCUCCUCNUACACCGCCUUUAAGGGUAAAUAUAUCUGUUAGAGGUAGACCACCUCCACCACCUCCUCCUCCUGUGCGUCCGCAAAAUCCAUCUUCGGUGCCACCUCCACCUCCUCCUGUUCCCACCUUUUCAUCUAAACAGUCCAACAGCUUGACACAAAAUUCCUCUUGUAUUCCUUCUCCUCCCCCACCGCCAGCUCCUUUGUUUAAGGGAGUUUCAAAGACUCCAUCUCCUACACGGACACUUAGUACUUCCAACAGUGGAAAAGGACGUCUGUCACGUACCAUGAGUUCAAAAAGUAGCAAUAAGAAACUGAAACCGUUGCACUGGAUGAAACUAACAAGAGCAAAUCAAGGAAGCUUGUGGGCAGAGGCGCAAAAAUUCGGAGCCAUAGCUCCAGAGAUUGAUAUGUCAGAGCUUGAGAAUCUUUUCUCGGCAACACUUCCAAUUUCAGCUCAUGGCAGGAAAUCAUUCAAGCGCAAUUCAGUUGGAUCGAAAACUGAAAAAGUGCAAUUGCUUGACCAUAGACGAGCAUACAAUUGUGAGAUCAUGCUCUCGAAGGUGAAAGUUCCAUUGCAUGUGUUGAUGGAUUCAGUGCUUUCCCUGGAAGAUUCAAUAUUAGACGCUGAUCAUGUUGAGAAUCUCAUAAAGUUCUGCCCAACACAAGAGGAGAUGGAAAUACUUAAGGGCUACACUGGAGAGAAGGAAAACUUGGGAAGAUGUGAACAGUUCUUCUUCGGGUUAAUGCAAGUGCCACGCGUAGAAUGUAAACUUAGAGUUUUUUCAUUCAAGAUACGGUUCCAUUCUCAGGUCUCUGAUCUUCAAAAUAGCCUCAAUGUCGUGAACUCUGCAUCAGAAGAGAUCAGAAGUUCCUUAAAAUUAAAAAGAAUCAUGCAGACAAUUCUUUCCUUAGGAAAUGCUCUGAAUCAGGGAACUGUUCGGGGGUCUGCUGUCGGAUUUAAGUUGGAUAGCCUUCUUAAACUCACGGAGACUCGUGCACAGAACAAUAAGAUGACUCUUAUGCAUUAUCUUUGUAAGGUACUCGCUGAUAAACUACCUGAAGUUCUAGAUUUUUCUAAAGAUCUUGGCAGCUUGGAAUCUGCUUCAAAGAUACAACUAAAAGUUUUGGCGGAGGAAAUGCAAGCCAUAAGCAAAGGAUUGGAGAAAGUUAUCCAGGAAUUGUCUGGUGCUGAUAAUGACGGUCCUAUCUCAGAAAAUUUCUGUAAGACUUUAAAGGAGUUCCUUCAAUAUGCUGAAGCUGAAGUGAGAUCGUUGGCUUCACUGUAUUCUGCUGUGGGUAAGAAUGUGGAUGCUUUGAUUCUUUAUUUUGGGGAGGAUCUUGCUCGAUGCACUUUUGAACAAGGUAUUGUCAAAAACUAACCAGGAGGUAUUCUGGUUUUGAAUUCGGUAUUUUUGUGACUA